AUGGCGGCAGUUGACAUCGAGACCGGGAGAACUGACACUCAAGACGACAACAAGGAAAAGUUUGUUCGGCUUCUGCCUUUGGAGAAGACUCUCGCCAAGGCUGGCAACAACAUUUCUACCCUCACAUGGUUCCAUGGGAACUAUCAUCAAGCGGAGGCGCUCCUCAAGUUGAGAUCGGAUGAGAUACUCAAAGCAAAUCCUUGGCUGGGAUCUAGGCUGAUAACACCUUUCUUGGAUUGCAAGCUAGCCUACAAGGAACAGCCCAACUUGGACAAUCACUUUGAAUGUCUAACCAAUCUGAAGCCUCCCAUCUCGCGAGAUACACCGCUGGAAAAGCUUGGGCCAAUCUUGUCCGAUUACACGGUCAAUACCAAGUUGUUUCGCAAUGUCCCGCUCUGGAAGGUGAUCAUCAUUCCAUGCCACAAGAAUCCCGAGGAGAAGUUUGCGGUCGUUCACUCCAUGAACCAUGUCAUUGGCGAUGGACACACGUUUUAUCACAUUCAGAACAUGCUACUGAACUGGGACGAACCGGUGCAGCCACUGAUUGUCGAGCGAAUGGCCACCACGGUUGCUUCGCAAACAGAGGCAAUGGGGGGCAAGAAGGAGUCCCAUAUCCUAUCAUCCAUUGGCUUCCUCGUGGCCUACGUAAUUGGGGUUAUUCUGAGCUUCAUCCUGCCGGGAAGGAAAGCCGUCUGCAAGUUGUAUCUUAUGGACAUAGAGGCUGUCAAAAUUGCAAAAGAGGAGGCGAUGAACAAACCUUCAAAAGAGGAGGCCAUGAACAAACCUUGUGAUAGCGAGACAUCUCACAGCGAGAGUUCUGAUGAAGAAAGUGCUUCGAGCCCGAGUGUGCAGUUUGUCUCUACCAAUGAUGUCAUGACAAGCAGCUUCUUUCAGGCUUGUGAAGCAAAGCACGGAAUGAUGGCAAUGAACUUCCGAAACCGCAUGGAAGGCCUUGGUGACCUCCAUGCUGGAAACUAUGAGAACAACAUCUACUACCGACCCGAAGACUUCGCUUCUCCAGCGCUGAUUCGGAAAUCAGUUACACCCGAAGAGAAAGGUGGCGCAAUGGUAUUCCAGCGACGUGCUACACAGGAUGUUCCCAUAAAUACUGGACUGUGUGGCUUGGCUUUUGGAACCUAUGGCCUGGCAACCAAUUGGGUUUCCUUUUGCAAGCCGUGUUCCAUUCCCCAUUGCCAAGAGGAACUUCACAUGCCUCUAUUUGACAUGGCCCGCUUCCCCAAUGUUCUUCCUCCAAAUAUGAUCAACCAGAUCGUCUUCCGAGCAGGCCCUGAACGGUUUGGUGUGCUCCUUGGUGGGACAGCCAAAACCGUGAAAAGACUAGAGACUGAGUUCCCCUUCCUCGCGGGCCCCCUUGUCUAA
Messenger RNA from Seminavis robusta, 1380 nucleotides. The record is from the annotation of a GenBank genome assembly. Lineage: Eukaryota; Bacillariophyta; Bacillariophyceae; Naviculales; Naviculaceae.